Molecule: messenger RNA, 3298 nt
Organism: Orussus abietinus
Lineage: Eukaryota; Metazoa; Arthropoda; Insecta; Hymenoptera; Orussidae
Gene: Glyp
Product: glycogen phosphorylase
Exons: 11
Coding region: 101-2635 (844 amino acids)
Biological process (GO): glycogen catabolic process
Cellular component (GO): cytoplasm
Molecular function (GO): pyridoxal phosphate binding; glycogen phosphorylase activity
Source: RefSeq, a predicted model, not a curated record
GACCGGCAUUCGCUCCUUACGAGCCGGACUGAGAGGUGCGUUGUCCGCGACAGUCGGUGAUUUCCCUUUCUUUGAGAAAAACAACCGAUUAAGCCACGAAAUGUCUUCCGAAGACGUGGAUCAUGAGAAGAGGAAGCAGAUCUCGGUGCGCGGGAUCGUCGACGUCUCGAAUGUCACCAACUUCAAGAAGACUUUCAACAGGCACUUGCACUACACCCUGGUGAAGGACCGGAAUGUCGCGACGAACCGCGACUACUUCAUGGCCUUGGCCCACAGCGUCAAGGACAAUCUCGUCUCGAGAUGGAUUCGCACCCAGCAGUACUAUUAUGAGAAAGACCCCAAAAGGGUUUACUACCUAUCCCUGGAGUACUACAUGGGCAGGACCCUGCAAAAUACCAUGAUUAAUCUGGGGAUCCAAGGAACCUGUGACGAAGCUUUGUAUCAGAUGGGUCUGAACAUCGAGGAGCUCGAGGAACUCGAAGAGGACGCAGGACUUGGAAAUGGAGGUUUGGGCAGACUGGCUGCCUGUUUCCUGGACAGCAUGGCGACCCUUGGCUUGCCGGCUUAUGGUUAUGGGAUUCGGUAUGAAUAUGGAAUCUUCGCCCAGAAGAUUAAGAACGGGGAACAGGUCGAGGAACCCGACGAUUGGCUGAGAUAUGGAAAUCCCUGGGAAAAGGCCCGACCCGAAUUCAUGCUUCCGGUCAAUUUCUACGGCAACGUCGUCGACACCCCCGAGGGAAAGAAAUGGCAGAACACUCAUGUCGUGUUCGCCAUGCCUUAUGAUAGUCCCAUUCCUGGAUACAAGAACAACGUGGUGAACACGCUGAGACUGUGGUCGGCCAAAUCGCCGAUCGAGUUUAACUUUAAGUUCUUCAACGAUGGAGACUACAUUCAGGCAGUCAUAGACCGUAACUUGGCAGAGAGCAUCACCCGGGUGCUGUACCCCAACGACAACUUCUUCGAGGGAAAGGAGCUACGACUCAAGCAGGAGUACUUCAUGGUCGCGGCCACCUUGCAGGAUAUCAUUCGGCGUUACAAGUCCAGCAAGUUUGGCUCGAAGGAACAUCACAGAACGGAUUUCGAGGCCUUCCCGGACAAAGUCGCCAUCCAGCUCAACGACACGCAUCCCUCUUUGGCCAUUCCUGAGCUCAUGAGGAUCUUCGUCGACAUCGAAGGCCUUCCUUGGGAAAAGGCGUGGGAUCUUACAGUGAGAACGUGCGCUUACACGAACCACACGGUUCUUCCUGAGGCCCUGGAACGCUGGCCAACGAGCAUGUUGGGGUACAUUCUGCCCAGACAUUUGCAGAUCAUUUACGACAUCAAUCAUUUCCACCUCGAGGAAGUGAAGGCCAAGUAUCCAGGGGACCUCGAUCGCCUCCGCCGGAUGUCGCUCAUAGAAGAAGACGGGGAGAAGCGAGUGAACAUGGCCCAUCUCUCCAUCGUCGGAAGCCACGCCAUAAACGGAGUUGCGCGUAUCCAUUCCGAGAUCCUGAAGGCCACGGUAUUCCGCGAUUUCUACGAGCUGAGCCCGGAAAAGUUCCAGAAUAAAACGAACGGGAUCACUCCUAGGAGGUGGCUGCUCCUUUGCAACCCGAAUCUCUCGGAUCUUAUCGAGCAGACAAUAGGAGAUGAAUGGACGGUUCACCUGGAGCAGCUUCAGCUGCUGAAGAAGUUCGCCAAGGAUCCCGCGUUCCAGCGGAGCAUCAUCAAAGUGAAGCAGGAAAACAAGAUGCGAGUCGCCGAAAUGCUGGAAGAGGAGUACGGUGUUAAAAUUAACCCGGCGUCGAUUUUCGACAUCCAGGUGAAGCGCAUCCACGAGUACAAACGGCAGCUACUGAACUGCCUGCACAUCAUAACUCUGUACAACAGAAUCAAGAGGGAUCCCUCUGCUCCGGUUGUUCCCAGAACAAUCAUGAUCGGCGGCAAGGCCGCGCCAGGUUAUCUCCUCGCCAAGAAGAUCAUUAAGCUGAUCUGCAGCGUAGCUAAUGUCGUCAACAACGACCCGAUAGUGGGCGACAAGCUGAAGGUGAUCUUCAUAGAGAAUUACAGAGUGACCCUGGCGGAGAAGAUCAUUCCCGCGGCUGACCUCAGCCAGCAAAUAUCCACCGCUGGUACCGAAGCGUCUGGAACUGGAAACAUGAAGUUCAUGUUGAACGGCGCCCUCACCAUCGGUACCCUAGACGGCGCCAACGUGGAGAUGGCCGAAGAGAUGGGCGAGGAGAACAUCUUCAUCUUCGGCAUGACCGUGGACGAGGUGGAGGAGCUCAAAAAAAAGGGUUACAACGCCUACGAUUACUACAACAGAUUGCCGGAGGCCAAACAGUGCAUAGACCAGAUCCAAGGAGGGUUCUUCAGCCCGAACAACCCUGACGAGUUCAAGGACAUCGCCGAUGUCCUCCUCAAGUGGGAUAGAUUCUUCCUCCUGGCGGACUACGAGAGUUAUAUCAAAACGCAGGAACGAGUCAGCCAGGUCUACCAGGACGAGAACAAGUGGGUGGAGAUGACGAUCCACAACAUAGCGUCUUCUGGGAAGUUCUCGUCGGACCGGACGAUCGAAGAGUACGCCCGCGAGAUCUGGGACGUCGAGCCGACCUGGGAGCGACUUCCGGAACCUCACGAACCCCGCGACGUCUAGGAAGUCGGAAAAGGCCUCGAGGUUAUUCUAGAAGGAAAGCCGAUGACGCGCUAAUGCCACGCAGAUCAAUUUCUCAAAGGUGCUUACGAGAGAGUUCGCAUCUCGUCCAACUAAUCGCAGACUGCUCCGUCCUAGAGAUGUCGUCGAGCCCACCCUGGACUGCCGGUUUUUGUUGUUACAUUCGAACGCGGCAGCCAACGAUUAGUAAUUAUUUCUAACAGAAGCGAGGUAGAGAGCCUCCUCGAGCGCCUUUCCCUAGAGUCGUUUGUUCGAAUGGCAGUGCUCUCGAUACGACGAAUGUAUAUUUUUUAUUCCUAUGCAUCAUUUCCCACGGAUACUUCUAGUCUAGGUAGAGUUUCCCGAUGACCACAGGACUGAUUAGGAACUUUUGUGUCGCGUGUGUUCAUGCGUUUAAGGCGAUAUGAAAGGGUCAUUCUACAUACACACAAAGCCUGAAAAUAUUUUUUAAACCUUUCCGCAAAAGCUGGUGAUUUCAUCAAUCAUUUGAAACUUUCACCGAGAAAGUUAAACGAAAGUUAAACGGAGAUUAAGAAACAAAAAUUGGCAGGACCAUCCACUCUGUACCUUCGGUAUAUAUAUAUAUAUAAAAAAAUAAAGGAUAAGGAUAACUCGUCCCUUAUCACUCGAGUGCGCGGUCGCAAA